Messenger RNA from Anguilla rostrata (American eel), 2513 nucleotides. It is a transcript of the gene dcst1, whose product is annotated as DC-STAMP domain containing 1. The record is from RefSeq and is a predicted model, not a curated record. Gene Ontology annotation, cellular component: membrane. Lineage: Eukaryota; Metazoa; Chordata; Actinopteri; Anguilliformes; Anguillidae. The transcript is spliced from 15 exons. The coding region runs from base 16 to 2052 and encodes 678 amino acids.
CCUAUAAACAAUCGUAUGACCAGUGAAAUACAUCGACCUCUUCUCUCCACAGCCGUGGAGAGGAUAAGCUCGCGGAUUCUCCCGGUUUUCGCACACACAUUUCUGUUCAGCAAGCCAAAAGAGUUCCGCCUGCGUCGGCUAUGCAUGGGUGCGCUUUUCGGAGCUGUCAGUGGUAUCGCAUUAUUUUUUGGACUUAUGUACAAGAUCCCAAUGUCCAUCGCACUCAAAAUAAUUUUUGCCUGUGUUUUUGUCGGUUUGUGUGCUGUGGGUGGGGCACUCUCCACUUACUUCCGUUGUGCUGUUCUCCUGAUGUUUCCCAGUAUGCUUGGAUCCCGGGGUCGAGCCUAUAUAAUGCUUAUUGUCAUGUGUGGCCUCUACCAAGGGCCCAUCUCCAAUAUCUACAACAACGUGCAGAACAUAGCCUUCUCCAUGGGCUGUAACAUUGAACUGCAGAUUGAGCACAGCAAGGUUAUGUGGAAGGUGGUGAUCGAUCCCUUCAUGCAAGUGAUGCAAAGCAUUGUGGAUGACAAAGGGAAGUUCCAGGAUGAGGCAAAGAACGUGACCAGAAACUUCCAGAGCAUUAGAGAGGAGGUGAUGGGGGAAUACGGUUACAACACCCUCAACCAGGAAUCUGCCCUGAAGGGCAAGAGCACCCAAGAGAUUUUUGUUGCCAAGACCAUGCUGCGGUGUGAAUAUGUUGUACAGCAGGGGAUAGAUCGCUGUCGGGACUGGUUCCACUUCAAGUGGCAGGACUGUAUGGAAACUGUCAAGGCCCCUCUGAUCAGCCACUUGCUUUGUGUGCCCAUGCAGUUUCACUUUCUUUGUGACGUCAUGAGAGUCAUGACGCCUUGGUGCAAAAAGGAGAUUCCAGUGGAGGGUAACUUUGGACAAACCUAUGACAAGAUAAACACCUCUAUCAACAGUCUGGGAGAGGACUUCAGCACAGUCUUGGUUGCCAAAAAGACAAAGCAGCAGUCUUUGCUAGGGGUGGAAGUGUUACCAGAGGAAUUCACAGAGGAGCUGCGUAAAAGCUUUCAGGAGAAAAAGGUCUUUGUAGAACAGGUGCUGGAGGUGUUCCAAGUCCUUCUCUCCUGUACCUUUGUCUUGAUCUUUUACUCUGCUUUUGAUUAUGCUAGACAAUACUGCCAAGCCAUUCGCUUUGACAACAAGUAUAUAACCACUUACUUCAGACAGAUCGACGCCCGUAGGAAGAAGGCGGGCAAGCGGUACCUCUUACCCCUGAAGAAAGCCGAACGUGGCAAUUUCAUAUACCCAUGGAGUCUUUCCAUACACCCCAGCGAGCUCAAGCUUGUGACUCUGGGCUUGCUGAAGGUUUGUGGUCUGGCCCUCUUCAUUGGAAUUAUGUUGGCCAUGGACUGGAUCCUUUACCGCAUCUUUGACAUCAUCCGCAGGCACACAUUUACUGAGUACUCCUUCACAAGCAGUCAUCAGAUAGAAAUCAACAUUGGUGGACAAUCUAUGCUUGCAACUCUCCUGCGGAAAACCAUUGGUGCCUUUAACACCUCCUCCAACUUAGACUUGAUGUCCAGCAAUCGCCACUGCCUGCCUCAGCCGCGGGCCCUCAGCUGGGAGGAAUACCUGUGGGCGACAGGACCCGUGCUAAUAAUGGCCCUCAUGUGCUGUCUGCAGGUGUACAGCAAUCGCCUGCGCAGGGUCAUCUGUGCUUUUUACUUUCCCAAGCGGGAGAAGAGGCGGGCUCUGUUCCUGUACAACCUACAGAUCCAGAGGCGGAUCUCAUAUCUGGACACGCAGCGCAAACGUCUCAUGAAGCGUGGGAAACCGCAGAGGACCGUGCUGUCCAUCAUUUCCUCUGGAUUUGGGAGGCUAGGCUUUAAGCUUCAGUGGUGUUGUGUUUGUGGGGAGAGACAGAGAGGGAACCAGGGUGUGGAGUGUAGCGUUCAGGAUUGCCAGGUGGCCUACUGCCCUCAGUGCUGGAGAGACCUGGGCAGGGUCUGCUUUGCCUGCACCUCCUAUACCCAGUAUGACAUUGAUGAGAGUGAGAGUGAUUCUGAUAACAACUAUCCUGAAUAAAAAAAAUAAUUUAAACAAGCACCCAUUAGCAUGCAUAAUUGCACACAUCUACUACAAACACACACACACACACACAGUCACACAUGCACAAUCAGAUGUAUACACAAGUAGACACACCAGUAAGCCUACAUACAAAGACAUGCUCAAACACACACAUACAAUUGGCACUUUCUUGUCUUUUUUAGUAAAUACUGGAUUUUUUAAACUUUUAGUUGCAAUAUGAACAUGUGGCUUACCUCAUGUGUGAUAAUUUAUCGUAAAUGAUGCUCUGAGGAAAAAAGGUGAUAUGUAUGUUUUAGGGUCAAGGCCUUAGUAAUUUUAGUAAUUUAGUAAUAGUACUUUUAAGCCCAUUUUGGACACUAAGAAAAUGCUUGAAGGAACAAGAUAAGGGCACAUUUAUUGGUAGCAUUUAAUAUUAUUUUCUGAUUAACAAAGGUUAUUAUAAAGGUAUAGUUAAAUGA